GACGGUGGAAAAUGUCAUCAAAAACAAUCGCACAAACAAACACACACGACCCGAGCCUCUGAUAGGCUGGGAAGCCAAGCCGGGUCGGAGGUCAGAGUUGAACGUUUGACAGAAAAUUAAAUAUGGAGUCCAUAUUCCAUGAGAAACAAGAGGGCUCCCUGUGCGCUCAACACUGUCUCAACAAUUUGCUGCAAGGUGAGUAUUUCACUCCCGUGGACCUGUCAUCCAUCGCUCAUCAGCUGGAUGAAGAGGAGAGGAUGAGGAUGGCAGAAGGGGGCAUUGCCAGUGUAGAGUAUAGGACCUUUCUACAGCAACCUUCUGGAAAUCUGGAUGACAGUGGUUUCUUUUCAAUACAAGUUAUUAGCAAUGCACUUGGAGUAUGGGGCUUGGAGUUAAUCCUCUUCAACAGCAGGGAAUACCAGACCCUAAUGAUUAAUCCUAUAGAUGAGAAGGCCUUUAUUUGCAACUACAAGGAGCACUGGUUCACAAUACGUAAACUUGGAAAACAGUGGUUUAAUCUGAACUCGCUGUUGACCGGGCCAGAGUUGAUCUCCGACACCUACCUAGCCCUCUUCCUCGCCCAGUUACAACAGGAAGGUUAUUCCAUAUUUGUAAUCCGAGGAAAUCUCCCCGAGUGUGAGGCAGAGCAGAUCCUGGGAAUUAUGAGGGUGCAGCAGCAACAGCGUCCAAGGCUAAUCGGAGAGGAUGAAGCGAGCUCUAGUAGUGGUCAAAGCUCUGCGUUGGCAAUGGCUUCAGCCAAGCCGCCUUCGAUGGGUGUUACUCUGAGCGGGAGAUUGGUCGCCGAUGUUCAGCCGGAGACGGCCAUGGCUGUGGAGGAUGAGGUAGUGGAUGAAGACGAGGAGGAGCUGAAGAAGGCCUUGGCGCUCAGCAAACAAGACAUGGAGGUGGAGGAUGAGGAGGCUGACCUUCGCAGGGCUAUACAGCUCAGCAUGCAGGGAUCAGUCAUGAGCAAUGCAGCCUCUGAGACCAAAGUGGUGAACGUGAAGGCAGGGGGCCAGACCUACGGUAGUUCAGCAGGCCCCGGAGGCAGCCAGAAUGAGGCGCUCACCGCAGAGGAGCUAAGGAGAAGGAGGCAAGCCUACUUCGACCGCCAAUCUCAGCAGCCACCCACCGUUCCUUUGCAAGCGGAGGGUAAACUGACGUGUACCUCAGGUUCAAAGAGUAGUGAAGCAAGUACUGAGCCGAGUCCACAAAGCAAACCCAGCCAGUAAGGAGUGGUGGCAGAUGUUCCUCUAGUGGCCUACGUUGUUUACCAGCUGCCUGGAGUGGCAACCACAUCCAGGAGUAGCUUCGCUCCUUCCUCUAACCUUUUGCACAUGUGACCACGCGGCCAGCCAGAAGGUUGACACAGUUUCCCUGGUUAAGUCGCUGACAAGCUAUUGAGAAGAAGAAUGAGAGAGAGAGAAGGCAAAGGCGGGAUCUCAGUCUACCCUGGCACUGAGGCUGGAAAAAUGGUGAUUACAGAACUCUGAUGCAGUGAAACCCAGUCUGUAAGGACCUUUUUUACCAUAACGCCUUCAAUAUCCAAAUUGUAUUUGUUUUGUUUAUCCUCACUAUUUUAAUGGAUGGGGGUUGUGUUUAUUUAAGAAGACAGGAAAAUACUUUUAAAAAAUAAAAAGUAUUUAAAAGGAAAACUUGGUUGUUUGCAGAUAGUGUACACUGUGGAGCUCUUUGGGCCCCAGGGAGGGCUUGUGGUGACUCUACUGAGGAAAAGAUUGGCACUGGAGAUGGAGCUCCUCACAUUUUAACAGUGGUGGAACGUAGUAUGUUUAUGCUUGGGGAUUUUUAGGAUAUGAGAAGUUAUCUGCAAUCAACCAAAACUUUGUAAGUGGUACGAAGGAAUUUAAAUCUAAAGGAAUUAUAUUUUGGCCAGCACCAAAAAAUGGAAGGAUAUUAAGGACAAAAUAUGAAUUGCCUAUAAGCUAUGCUGUAUUGAUCCCUGGGGUGUAUCCUACAGCCAAGUUACAACCAAUUAGAAAUAAUUCAAAUUUGUUAUAGUUAUAUCGUAAACAUUAUAUUCUAUGAAAUAAAUUAAAUUUGAAACCAACUAUCCACAAGGGAUGCAUAAAUAAAUAGCCAUCAGUACCACUAAGAUUGGGUUUGGUCAGGCUCAAGUCAGAAAGACUGAAGAAAAAGCUACCAUUUCUAUAUAAGAUGUGUCAAGACAUAGUAGUUACCACAACCUCUAACCCCACACCUACUAGUCUGCUUCUACUGUUCUGCCCACAGAUUAAAUUCUGCUGAUUGUGUUCAACAACUAGAGAAAGGAAAUCAACUACAAAGGAUAUGUAGGAUGUAAAAGUAUUUUGAUGUUUGAGUUGGGACAUGGUCUAGAUGCCCGUCUUGUUAUGAAAGCUUUUCAGUUACAGUCAAUAUCUAAAUCAGAUUUGAAAGGUGGGUUAGCAUGUGUGGCUGAAUGGGGCUUGUUGUCUGUAGAGCGGCUGCAUUGUUGUAAUACUCAGCUUGGUCCCAGUCUGGCGCAGGCCGAUUUUGAACUGUAGGCUUUUGUUGGCAAUCCACACGCUUAUCACAGAUUGUGC
This is a messenger RNA of Gadus macrocephalus (Pacific cod), 2561 nucleotides long. RefSeq names its product ataxin 3 (gene atxn3). Gene Ontology annotation, biological process: protein deubiquitination. Gene Ontology annotation, cellular component: nucleus. NCBI's taxonomy places the organism in Eukaryota, Metazoa, Chordata, Actinopteri, Gadiformes, Gadidae. Bases 123 to 1232 code for a protein of 369 amino acids. Gene Ontology annotation, molecular function: cysteine-type deubiquitinase activity. The record is from RefSeq and is a predicted model, not a curated record. The transcript is spliced from 11 exons.